ACGGUCCAAGUCAAUGUCGCGAAGCAGGGCUCCCAGCCCGAUGCGUCGCAUCUGACCAUUGGCGUCGCGACGAGCCUAUCACGCCUGCCCGAGGCCUUGCUAAAUUUCAAGCACUGGGCUGCCCAUACGAACGUCCACUUCGUCAUCAUCGUUGAGCUGCCGGAUCGCGAGAAACACCCCAAGGAGCCCAGCAUCGCUGAGGCCAAAGACAUGUACGCUAAGGCCGGUAUACCCAACCUCACGUUGGUCGAGUCUGCCAAGGACUUUCUCGAACGCUACGUCGAAUUGAUCGGUGUGCUGCACGACCACGUUGAACCGAACAAGACGAAGUGGGUAUCCUUCAUCGACGACGACACCUUCUUCUUCCGCAUGGAGACACUGCUAGCUCGACUGGAGAAAUACGACCCCGACCGGUCCUUUUACGUGGGCCAGACAUCAGAGAACAAGUGGAACGUCGAUGAUGGUGGCAUCUUCGCCAUCGGCGGCGCUGGCGUUUUCAUGACGGUACCACUGCUACGCCAGCUAGCGGCUCAUCGGGAGGAAUGCGAAAGCUACUUGCCCGGAGGGGCUGGCGACGUUCGACUUGCCCACUGCAUCUUCACUUACACCACGACGAAAGUAUCGCUGGAGUAUGGGCUGUACCAGCUGGACCUCCACAUCGAUGUUACAGGCUUCUACGAGGCCGUGCGUCCCCAGCCAAUAAGCGUGCACCACUGGAAGACGUGGCACCACCACGACAUGCCCACCGUCUCCGCUGUUAGCAGCGUGUGCGGCCAGGCGUGCGUGCUGCAACACUUCAAAUUCCGCGACGGCUGGCAGAUGACCAACGGGUUCUCCAUCAUCAAGUACAGCUACAACGAGACGGAGCUGGCCAGCCAGAUCGAAGCUGCCAUGGAGCACACGUGGAAAUUGACCAUCUGGGACAUCCCGACUAGUUGGCUGUACUCUCUGGCGCCGCUGAAGCCAAAGGACGAGGGCAAAAUACAAUACAUGAUGGAGAAAGUCGACUACGACCAAGACCAGGUGAUACUGUACUACGUACGGAGGAGAAAUGGCGCUGGCGAAGGCCUCAUUCGAGUCGCAUGGUCG
This is a messenger RNA of Pseudomassariella vexata, 1089 nucleotides long. RefSeq lists its product as uncharacterized. Gene Ontology annotation, cellular component: membrane. Lineage: Eukaryota; Fungi; Ascomycota; Sordariomycetes; Amphisphaeriales; Pseudomassariaceae. The transcript has a single exon. The annotation marks the transcript as partial. Gene Ontology annotation, molecular function: acetylglucosaminyltransferase activity. The record is from RefSeq and is a predicted model, not a curated record.